AUGCACCGACACCAGUACAAGUCCGGCCACCUUCGCCAACGAUCACUGAACCACCAGAAUGUCGACACGUCACGGCCGGAACGCGAGGGUACUGGCUCGCCGUUUGGAUCGCCGUACAUAAGGGAAGAGGAGGAGACAAGCUACUUUGAGCGCCAACUACCCGCAUACCAAGAUGGGCCAAGCGGACCUAUAACGCCAGGUACUCUCGAGGCCGGCACUGGAACCACGCCUGUCCCUGACUCCCCGCCCGGUCCUGGCACCCCGUCGAAGCCAGCCAUGCCGCCGCGAUCGUCGUCAUUGAAGCCAUACCAGCUCAAGACUGAUGUCGCCCGUACGCCGCAACUGCCCGCCGGAGCCACGACUCCUCUGGACAACCUUCCCACGCCAGGACUGGUGACAUAUCCCCCCGAACCCGCGACAUGGACCAACAUGCCCAACAAGGGCCAACUCGCCCUGCUUGCCGCCAGUCGCUUCGUCGACUUCUUCCAAAUGGCCGCCCUGCAGACAUACAUGGUACAUCAGCUCAAGAGCUUCGAUCGCAGCCAGCCCGAUUCCGUCAUAUCGCACCAGGCAGGAAUGCUCCAGGGCAGUUUUACCGCCGCCCAGAUUAUCACGAGUAUUCUCUGGGGUCGCGCCGCGGACCAGCCAGGAGUAGGCAGGAAACUGGUCCUCAACAUUGGAAUGAUCGGUACCGCCAUUGGCUGCAUUGGCGUAGGCUUCAGCACCAGCUACCGACAGGCUGUUGCCUGGAGAGUCUUGAGCGGAGCCAUCAACGGCACUGUAGGGGCAGCUAGAACCAUGGUUGCCGAGUGUACUGAUAAGCGCUGGCAUCCGCGCGCCUUUUUACUCCUUCCUGCUGCUUUCAAUGUUGCCAACGUCUUGGGCCCGAUCCUCAGUGGUCUUCUCGCCGAUCCCGUAGCUGCAUAUCCUCACCUGUUUGGCCCCAACUCGACGUUUGGUGGUGCAGAAGGCAUCGCAUGGAUGAAGAAUCAUCCUUACGCCGCACCCAACCUCCUCUGCAGUCUGUUGCUCAUAAUUGAAGCACUGCUCUGCACCUUCUUCCUCGACGAAACCCUCAAAGGCUUCACAGAAGUCGAUGUCGGCGCCUUCAACCCAGUAACCAUUGGCAAAGGCAUUUGGAACCGUCUGUACGAGGUCAAGAACAAAGGUUACAAAUUGGUUGGCGAGACAGCCAUGGCUCGGAGAGGUCUCUUGACUGGACGCGACGAAGGAAGCAUCGAACUCGAUCGCAUCGCCGACGCCAACGAAACCCGUGAGAGACAGGACUCGCAUGCUAUCCGUCCUAUGCAACGUCUUCCUUUCCGUCGCGUGUGGACACCCAACGUAUGCUGGACUCUUCUCUCCAUCGCCAUCUUCGACUUCCACAUGGGUGCCUUUUCAACUCUGUGGAUCCUUUUCCUGUCCACAUCUCGCGAGUUUGUGCCUGGANAGAGCACAGACGGCAAGCCGCAAAAGCAGGAAAGAGGUGUGUUUAAGUUCGGAGGCGGUCUCGCUUUCCCACCUCCCACAAUAGGUCUUGCGAUGGCCAUUAUCGGCUUCGUAGGCAUCAUCCUUCAAUUCGUCCUCUAUCCGCGCGCCAAUGCCAAGUUCGGCCUCAUGCGCUGUUUCCGGUCUUCCCUUUUCUUCUUCCCUCUAGCAUAUUUUCUGGCACCGUAUAUUGCUCUCAUGCCCUCCGACUCUGCCUCACCAGCCCCAGCCUCAGGCUUCUGGAUAUGGCUCGGCAUCGGCGGUGUCGUGUUCCUCCAAGUCGCGGCUCGCACAUUCGCACUCCCUGCUUCCAUCUUGCUGCUCAACAAUAGUUCGCCUCAUCCUUCUGUAUUGGCUACUAUUCAUGGAUUGGGUCAAGCAGACAGUGCGGCUUUCAGAACCAUUGGACCUAUUUUAUCUGCUUCUUGGUAUGGUACCUGGCUUGAAAGAGGGGUGGUGGGUAUGGCGUGGUGGUAUGUUGCUGCCAUAUCGGCUCUGGNNAGCGCUGCGGCGAGCUUUAAAGUCAGGAAUGGAAAUGGGCAUGAGAUUAUGUUGCCGGGAGAAGAGGAGAGGGCUGAUGAGCAAGGUUCUGCUGAGCCGACGAGGAAGUAG
Aureobasidium vineae is the source of this 2100-nucleotide messenger RNA. NCBI's taxonomy places the organism in Eukaryota, Fungi, Ascomycota, Dothideomycetes, Dothideales, Saccotheciaceae. The record is from the annotation of a GenBank genome assembly.